GGGGGGGGGGGUGUCCUGUUUGUAUUUUUGCGCGUCUAACGGUAGUCAACUAUAAAAUCGGGCUUACAGAUGCCGGCACUAUUGAAGCUUUUUUUUUUAAUUGCCGCGAACGUCCAAAAAAUCGGUGUGUCGUGUACUCUGUGGACACCGGCUGUUACAUAGUUUUCGCGGCAAGGCAUGGACACUCUCGGGCUUGGACAACCUCGCCUGCAACCAAGCACAGAUACAAAUGUCCCUUAACUGGGUUUGGGCCGGCGUUUCCGAACCCUGCCUGACCUUGGAGGUUGGCAACGGUGCGCCCGACCGGGUUACGCAGGUUGUACAACGCCUAGGGGUUACAGGUCACUUUAACCCCCCCGUAACCGUGCCCACUGGCCAAAUGUGCCUCUGCAGACGGCAUCAAACACGAAUGACCCAAAACACCGCGGGGUUCAAAGACAUCUUCCCGGACACGCCGGAGAGCCUCGAAAAGAUGAUGUCCAUCAUCGUGCGCGUGGCCGGCCUGUUCGGACUGAUGGUAUCGGAGCCAAAGACGGAGAUCAUGUGCAUGCUACCGAAAGGGCUGGGGGAACGCCCGUUCGCGGUCAGCGCCGCUGGCCAGACGUACAAGCAGACAGAUCGGUUUGUGUACCUCGGACGUACCAUCUGCGCGGAUGGGAAGGUCGACCGGGAGAUCACGAGCCGCAUCUGCCGAGCAUGGAAGUGCUACCGCCGGAACAGCACUUCGAUGUACGACAGGAAACGGGCCAACCGCCAGCUCAAGAUCCGACUACUCCAGGCUGAAGUGGUGCAGACCCUCCUAUACGG
This is a messenger RNA of Ectocarpus sp. CCAP 1310/34, 807 nucleotides long. The record is from the annotation of a GenBank genome assembly. NCBI's taxonomy places the organism in Eukaryota, Phaeophyceae, Ectocarpales, Ectocarpaceae.